Pocillopora verrucosa is the source of this 1224-nucleotide messenger RNA. NCBI's taxonomy places the organism in Eukaryota, Metazoa, Cnidaria, Anthozoa, Scleractinia, Pocilloporidae. The record is from RefSeq and is a predicted model, not a curated record.
AUGAUACAGGCUUUCACUUGUACUGGUUGGCCGACCAACACGGCGGACACAGGCGGAAGAAUUGUGACUGAAAGUCUGGGAGUUACUACGUCAUGGGCGACGACUUGUUUGUGGAAGCGGCUCUUCGUUUGGUUUGAAGACAAGCAGCUCGAUCUUGUUGUAGAAGAUAAUCACCGUGGCUACAUUCAGAAUUUGAGUCCUAUAAAACGCUCACGAAAUCAAAAUCAGUGGUAUGAUUUUGAUUUACAAACCAGCCCAUCAAAAUUGAGACGAGUUGUAGGAUUUAAUAUUGCAAACCACUCCAUGCUACAAGAACAUGAAGCGUCAAAAACAGCUGUAACCCUCAAAAACACUAAGCAAAACAGCAACAAUGACAUCAUAUUCAACCAGCAAUCAACAGUAAGGGUAACACCAACCUUUGAUAUUGAUUUUGAUUACAAACCCAUCAACAAAUCCCAAAAGACUGAGCCCUCAACUCAGCCUGCCAAGAAGAUUACACUUGAGGAGCUCCCCACACUCCAAGUCAAUCAGAAAGUAAAUGUCACUGCUUCCAUUUCACUGGGAAAUGAAAACCCUAAACCUGUGCAAUUGAAAUCCUCAAGUGAAAUGACAACUGUAAAGGAAGACUGUGUCCUGGAGGAUGAAACUGGAACUGCUACUAUUCAUAUAUGGGAUCCACUUUUCAAGAACAUCAAAACUGGCACCACAUAUGAGUUUGAAAACCUUACUGUAAAGCACUUCCAAGGGAUCACUCAUCUGGGAACAACCCCUACAACAACGUUUAAAGAAGCCAAUCAACAACUGAAACCUAUAAAUGGCCCUGCAUUACUUGCAAAUCCAGAGAAAGAAGCAAAAGUAGAGAGCUUCAAAAUGAUCAACAAACUAAGCAUUUUCAUCACCUGCCAAGCAUGCAAACGCAAAAUUAAUGAAAUCUCCCAACAGAACACACUCAAAUGUAAAAACUGUGGAGUCCAACAAAGAAAGAUGCAAUGCAAACGAGAUGCAUCUGUUCAACUACUUGUACAUUUGGAUGAAAAGGACAUUUGGUUAACAGCAUUUACAGAUGUCUUGGAGUCCCUCUUCGCCACCCACCCGACAAUCUCAUUACUUAGUGACUCGGACACAAUUGAAGAACUACUUAUGGAUCUUCAAGACAUAGAAUUCAAAUAUAAUGUUAACAGAAAAGUGAUCACUGAAAUAUCAUCAUCUUCACUGUCAAGUUAA